GGCUCCGCCGCUCCCUGCAACGCACCGGGGCGAUCGCGGCCGCCGCUGCUGCCGCCGCCGCCGCUGCUGCCGCCGCCGCAGGCACGGGCGCGGGUAGCGGAGCCAUGGCCGAGGGCGAGGACCUGCAGACCUUCACCUCCAUCAUGGACGCGCUCGUCCGCAUCAGCACCAGCAUGAAGAACAUGGAGCGGGAGCUGGUGUGCCCGGUGUGCAAGGAGAUGUACAAGCAGCCGCUGGCGCUGCCCUGUACCCACAACGUGUGCCACGUGUGUGCCAGCGAGGUGCUGCUGCAGCACGGCCACCUCUACUGCGACCCCACCUCGGAGCCCACCUCGCCUGCAGCCACCCCGUCCACCCGCAGCCCCCGCCUGGGCCGCAGGGCUGUCCCCAAGCCCGACCGGCUGGACCGCCUGCUCAAGUCAGGCUUCGGCACCUACCCGGGGCGCAAGCGGGGUGCCGUGCACCCCCAGACCGUCAGCUUCCCGUGCCCCGCCUGCCAGCGGGACGUGGACCUGGGCGAGCGGGGCCUGGGCAGCCUCUUCCGCAACCUGACGCUGGAGCGGGUGGUGGAGCGCUACCGGCAGACCAUCAACAUCAGCGCGGCCAUCAUGUGCCAGUUCUGCAAGCCCCCGCAGCUGGAGGCCACCAAGGGCUGCACGGAGUGCAAGUCCAGCUUCUGCAAUGAGUGCUUCAAGCUCUACCACCCCUGGGGCACGCAGAAAGCCCAGCAUGAGCCCACGCCCCCCACCCUCACCUUCCGCCCCAAGGGGCUGAUGUGCCCGGAGCACAAGGAGGAGGUGACUCACUACUGCAAGACCUGCCAGCGGCUGGUGUGCCAGCUGUGCCGCGUGCGCCGCACCCACACCAGCCACAAGAUCACCCCGGUGCUCAGCGCCUACCAGGCCCUCAGGGAGAAGCUGACAAAGAGCCUCGCCUACAUCCUGAGCAGCCAGGACACGGUGCAGACCCAGAUUGCUGAGCUGGAGGAGACGGUGAAGCACACGGAGGUAAACGGCUCACAGGCCAAGGAAGAGGUGUCCCAGCUGAUCCAGGGGCUCUGUGCCAUGCUGGAGGAGAAGCGUGCCACGCUGCUGCAGGCCAUCGAGGAGUGCCAGCAGGAGCGGCUGGCCAGCCUGCACGGCCAGAUCCGGGAGCACCAGGCCAUGCUGGAGAACUCGGGCAUGGUGGGCUAUGCCCAGGAGGUGCUGAAGGAGACUGACCACCCCUGCUUUGUCCAGGCUGCCAAGCAGCUGCACAACAGGAUCCUCAGGGCCACCGAUUCGCUGCAGAGCUUCCGUCCUGCAGCCAACGCCUCCUUCAGCCACUUCCAGCUGGAUGUCAGCAGGGAGCUGAAGCUGCUCACUGACCUGGCCUUCAUCCGAGCGCCCGAGGCCCCCGUCAUCGACACGCAGCGCACCUACACCUACGACCAGAUCUUCCUGUGCUGGCGGCUGCCGCAGCACUCGCCGCCCGCCUGGCACUACACCGUGGAGUUCCGCAAGACCGACGCCAAGGCCAAGGGGCUGAAGCUGUGGCAGCGGCGGGAGGAGGUGAGGGGCACCUGCGCCCUCGUCGAGUACCUGGACACCGACAGCGUCUACGUGCUCCGCGUGAAGGGCUACAACAAGGCGGGCUUCGGGGACUACAGCGAGGACAUCUACCUGCACACGCCGCCCGCCCCAGUCCUCAACUUCUUCCUGGACAACCGCUGGGGCUUCAACCGGGACCGGCUGGCCAUCAGCAAGGACCAGCGCGCGGUGCGCAGCGUCCCCGGCAUCCCCAUGCUCUUCGCCGCCGAGCGCCUGAUGACCAGCUGCCACCUCUCCAUCGACCUGGUCAUCGGCGACGUGGCCAUCACCCAGGGCAAGAGCUACUGGGCCUGCUGCGUGGACCCCAGCUCCUACCUGGUCAAGGUGGGCGUGGGGCUGGAGAGCAAACUGCAGGAGUGGUUCCAGGUGCCGCAGGACGUGGUGAGCCCCAGGUACGACCCCGACAGUGGCCACGACAGCGGGGCAGAGGACACGACGGUGGAGGCUCCUCCUCCCUACGCCUUCCUCACCAUCGGCAUGGGCAAGAUCCUGCUGUCGCACGGCUCGGCCCUCACGUCCCGCGACCCCAACGGCUGCACCGUGCCCUUGCCCCCUCGCAUUGGCAUCUGCCUGGACUACGAGCAGGGCAAGGUGAGCUUCUACGACGCCGUGUCCUUCCGCGAGCUCUGGGAGUGCGGCGUGGACUGCUCGGGGCCCGUCUGCCCCGCCUUCUGCUUCAUCGGAGGGGGGGCCCUGCACCUCCAGGAGCUGGUGGCCAACAAGCAGGAGAGGAAAGUGACCAUCGGGAACUUCGCCAAGCUGGACUGAGCCAUGCCCGCGGUCCCCACGUGCCCCAUGGGGGACACACGUGGGAGCAGAGCGGAGCAGGGGCGGCCCUGCCACCGCUGGGGACAGGCCAGGUGUUUGUUUUGUGGGACGGGGGGAUGGGGACAGCUUUGC
Lonchura striata (white-rumped munia) is the source of this 2489-nucleotide messenger RNA. RefSeq names its product tripartite motif containing 46 (gene TRIM46). NCBI's taxonomy places the organism in Eukaryota, Metazoa, Chordata, Aves, Passeriformes, Estrildidae. Gene Ontology annotation, cellular component: main axon. Gene Ontology annotation, biological process: anterograde synaptic vesicle transport; neuron migration; microtubule bundle formation. Gene Ontology annotation, molecular function: zinc ion binding; protein binding. The record is from RefSeq and is a predicted model, not a curated record.